AUGUUUGUGGAGUCAGUACAAAAUACCAUAACACCUUCAGGGUCGUUUGCUGUACAAACCCCAUCUCAAAAGCCGUUUACCUCUAUAUUCUAUAGACGUCAUUUUUUUCAUGAUAUCUUUCUAAUGGUGUCGGGAUCAUUAAGCAACUUUUCUUCCGCAGUCAACAAAACUGCAGGAUCUGCAAAUGCAUUAUGUGAACUUGUAGAAAAGUCUCAAGACUUUCUGAUUCGUAAUGUUCACUCAUUAGACUUUAUUUUGGAUGACUUUGAUAUUGUUAAAUUCGGGAUUUUACAUGCAGCUGUAAUACAUGCCAAAUAUAUUUCACAGUCAGUUGUUGAUAAAGAGUGGCUAGUAAUCCAAACUCAAAACCUCUUCAAUCUCUGUAACGCGGAGUCUUUGCAAAAAAUUCCAUCUUAUGUCCGUGUAAUUUCACAUGAAUUUACGAACUGCCUGAUUAAUAUGGGAAUUCCACACAAGGGAAUUAGUUGUAUGCUCACUGCUAUUCACAAACUUCAGAAAUGUCCGGGAUAUCUUACUCCACUGCACUGUGAUCUAUGCCAGCUUGGAUUAGCUGCUAAAAUGUUUAGUCCCACUCUUCCAAUUCUCGAUAUCGACAUUUUAGAAAUUGAUAAAAGUAGUACAGCCCUUGAAGCUAAAGAUUAUCUCCUAUACUUUUACUAUGGAGGGAUGAUUUAUGGCGCAGUAAAAAAUUGGGAAAGAAGCCUACACUUCUUUGAAUUGUGUUUAAUUAUCCCUGCCGUAUCAUCAAGCUGUAUUCUGAUUGAAGCUGCAAAAAAGAUAAUAUUAAUCUCCUUGAUAUUACAUGGGAAAUUCAGUACAGUUCUUGAAACUCCGGUUGCAUAUUUCAUGUCUCCAAGGCCUUGGAAAUGCUACUGUCAACCAUAUUUAGAACUAGCAACAGCAUUUCGAUCUAACAAUCCUGAGGACUUAACUAAUUUUGUCGAUCUUCAUCGAGAAUUAUUCACAGCUGAUUUCAACUUCGGACUUGUAAAACAAGUGAUAAAGUGCCAUGGAAAAUUUCGUAUCCAGAGCUUAACAAAAACUUUUAUGACACUAUCCCUGACCGAUGUUGCCAUGCGUAUAAAACUUUCGGGAACCCAAGAAGCGGAGAAACAGAUCUUAGAUAUGAUUAAUUCAAAAGCAAUUUUUGCUAACAUUGAUCAACAAAAUGGGACUGUUCAUUUCCUAGAUGAUCCCGAGCAGUAUGACUCGAUCAAAAUGCUUCGAAUUCUUCAGGAAAAAAUAACAGAAUGUGUGAAUUUGGAGAAGCAUUUUAUGCAGUUAACUGACCGGCUAGUGACAAAUCCAAACUAUGCUAAACGAAUGAUCGAGCUGGAAACCAAGGCAGCGAAAUCUGCGGGCCAGUAUUGA
Schistosoma curassoni is the source of this 1392-nucleotide messenger RNA. Lineage: Eukaryota; Metazoa; Platyhelminthes; Trematoda; Strigeidida; Schistosomatidae. The record is from the annotation of a GenBank genome assembly.